This is a messenger RNA of Styela clava, 1908 nucleotides long. Its product is annotated as cation channel sperm-associated protein 2-like. NCBI's taxonomy places the organism in Eukaryota, Metazoa, Chordata, Ascidiacea, Stolidobranchia, Styelidae. Gene Ontology annotation, molecular function: calcium-activated cation channel activity. The record is from RefSeq and is a predicted model, not a curated record. Gene Ontology annotation, biological process: monoatomic ion transport; flagellated sperm motility; sperm capacitation. Gene Ontology annotation, cellular component: membrane; CatSper complex.
AAUGAAAACACCCCAGACUUGGGAAUGGAAAAACAUGGCGGUAAAAGUAAUUGUACACCACAGCCUUGUUCUGGAAUCAUGGAUGCUAAACGUGCAACACUACUUACUCCAGAUGAACCCAAAACGUUGCAAGGCGAAGAAUCGUCAAUUUGGGGUAAAGGAAAGAGAUCCUCUAAGCAAGAGAACGCAUCUACAGAAGUACUGACUCCUCAAGCAGAAAGAUUCCGAAUGCGACUCAUUCGUGAUUUUCGUCUUCUCGAAAACUUGAAUGAGAUGGAACAAGGACUAGAAGCGCCAAAAUAUCAUCCCGCUGAUAUACAAGAUGCAAGGAAAAGAAAUAAAAUAUUAACAGAAAAUCCAUAUGCACUAGUCAAGUUCAGCCCGAUACAGAAAUCUCAGGGUUCAGUGUCCAAACAGGAUAGAAGAUGGAAGCGAAUAAAAUGUCGUGAAACCAAAUAUCCGCCAUUGGACCUGUGGGCCAACUGGGUCGUGGAAAGUAACUGGUUUCAAAACUUUAUGUUGAUUUUAAUCAUAUUCAAUGCCAUUCUUCUUGUACUCGAUGCCGAGAUCACUGAUACAACAGUACCAGCAAAUCACCCAUGGAUAAGAAUAAUAAGAACUUGUGACUAUUGUUGCUUGUGGAUAUUCAUUGUAGAAAUUUUAUUAAAAUGGGUUGAUGACUUCAAAUCAUUUUGGACCAAUGGAUGGAAUGAGUUGGAUUUCUACAUCACGGUUGUAUCAAUUCUUCCAGAGGUGAUUCGAUGGAUCAAUGCUGAUGCUGGAAGCGGAGGAGUAAUGGCGGCCCUGGGAUUUUUGCGAGUGCUGAGAAUAACAAGACUUUUAAAAAUGGUAUCCAGAUUCGAACAAGCUAGAAUUAUCUUAAUGGCAGUGACAAAAGCUUUCAGUGCAAUGUCAUUUAUUCUUCUCCUUCUUGGACUGUUUAUGUGGAUGUUUGCAAUAAUGGGUGAAGUUCUAUUCGACAGAUAUACAGACUUUGACGGAAGGGCUGUAGGAAUUCAAUUGAAGUAUCAAACGGCGUUUUCAGAUACAUUGUGGGCUUUUGCUACUUUGUUUCAAUUGAUGACAUUGGAUCACUGGUUGGAGACACUGGUGGACUUGUUGAUCGUCAUGAAAGACCCUUACGAGUCAACUAUGACAGUGAUGUAUAUUCUGGCAUGGAUUUGGGUUGGCUCUUUCGUCUUCAAAAAUAUCUUUGCGGGAAUAAUGGUUAACAAUUUUCAAACAAUUAGAAAUGACCUUCACUGGGAGCAAAAGGAAAGAGAAGCCAAAAAUGAGGUCGAUAAGUUCAAGAAAGAAUUUACAGAAGGCCUUGCAAACCAAGAAAACCAAUCAGAAACAAAUGUUGCUGUUGGUUCAACCCAAGAUAACCCAGAUUCUUUGAAAAGUAACGUUUCAUCUCAAGCAAAAAGUGCAGAAUCCAUUCGAGAGGAAGGAGUACAAUUGCUUGCGGUGCCGGGACAGAAUAAAACACCAUCUGUUCGAAGUCUUGAUUCCAGUGUGGGAGACGACGACAAACUUGCCUCAGCUCUUAUCAAGAAACGAUCAGUAUUGUCUGUCAUGUCGCAAAUGUCGGUCAAUACUAUCACGACUAUGGAGGAAAUUUUCAGUGCCAUGGCAUUGGCACCCGAGUCAGAAGAAGCAAUAUAUAACGCUCAAUGGGACAGCUUGGUGCAAUGCCAUCUGGACAAAAUCCACCAACUUUCUAGCGAGACCGCCUGGCCCCGAGAUACAUUAUUCCGAUUCUACCACACAAUGGAAAAAUUACAAGAAAACCUGCAGGAAAGACAAGACAUUUUCAAGAUGACGGCCCUUGCGUUUCUUCAGAUCCAUGACAGAUAAAUUGUUUUCGAUUUGAAUAAUAAAAAAAGUAUUACAAAAUAAUUAAAA